Molecule: messenger RNA, 843 nt
Organism: Puccinia graminis f. sp. tritici CRL 75-36-700-3
Lineage: Eukaryota; Fungi; Basidiomycota; Pucciniomycetes; Pucciniales; Pucciniaceae
Exons: 3
Coding region: 1-843 (280 amino acids)
Biological process (GO): DNA integration; DNA recombination
Molecular function (GO): DNA binding
Source: RefSeq, a predicted model, not a curated record
AUGUUGAAAGCAUCAGCGAAAGCGGACGCGCUUGCAAUCAGAGCGAAGACCAAACAUCCGGUUAUGGUCGAACACCUACUGCUCCUUCAUGGUCACCUGUCAAAGGGAGACGACCUCGGGAGAGUAUUACUCGACAUGUCGCUCGUUGCGUUUUGGAGCAUGGCUCGGCUUGGAGAACUGGCGUGCGAUAUCGGUAUCGGACGACUGGAAAAGGACGAAGGAGUACGGAUCUCAGAUGUUCGAAUCGCCAAAGACUCUCAAUCCGCCAUGAUCAAGAUUUACUUCGCAAAGACAGCCACGGGAGGCGAGGUACAGCGUCUCCUAGUCACAGCGACGAACAACAUUCUCUGCCCAGUAGGGGCAUUAAUCAGGAGAGUGGCAUCCGGCAAGCCGGAAGACUCGCUGUUCGGGGUGGACACCACGACGGCACGGAAAAACCUAACAAAGAAUUACUGCACCAGACGCCUGCAAUCAGCGUGGAGAGGGAUUGGCCUUACCCACCUCUCCGGCCACUCCUUCAGGAAGGGGAACCCCCUUUCUGUGACUCGAGGCUCUCCCCGAGACCCAAACACCGCAAGCAUGAAAACCCGUCUAGCAGACGGGGACCAUCCUGGACUGGAUAGCGGGUAUCGAAGUCAUGCCCGCUCAGACUUCAGAGAUUCAGUUCCCCCCACUCCCGUCGUCCUAAGACUCCGCCGCUAUCCAUUCUUCCCCCCUCAAGCUCCACGUCCGGCUCUCACUUAUCGCUCGGCACUCAUCUCUCGCUUGGAGUUCCUCGAACGCGGCAUCAGGACCAGCGUCGAAGAACGGAAGAUUUUUCAGUCCUCCCGCCCACCCGUUUGA